AUGCCGGCGAGUUCACAAGCUAGCAAUGUGAGAGUGCCCAAAACGCGCACCAAGACCUUCACAGGAUGCUGGACCUGUCGAUCUCGCCGGGUAAAAUGUGAUGAUGAACGGCCUGUCUGUCGUCGCUGUCGCCAAAGCGGCUGGCACUGUCAAGGAUACGGACUGCGUCUGGGAUGGUCUCAGACUCCCGGUAGCCGAUCUCAGCGACGGCAGACACAGUGGUCUGCGCUUCAACUCCUGCCGAACUUGUCGUCGUCGGCUGUGAAUGCGCUCCUGGCCGACUUGGAUGGCUGGUCUGGGGAAGGGCCGUCUCAGGAAAGAGGGCCUUUUACGGUGUUUUCUUUAUCCAAUCUCGAGGCCGACGGAGCCGGGGUAGAAGUCGCGUCUUCAGAUACCCCGCAGAGCAAUUCCGCUUCCUCGUCGGCCGCAUCGCCCAGCACGGACAACGCGCACGAUGCAUGCGACGGUAGUACCUCACUGCCACUAAGGCCGUCGUCCUGGGAACACCGGAUCAGGUCCACCACGACAGACUCAUCAUCACCCGAGGCAGACUCGUUGAUGGAUGAUACAUGCGCUGCCCCGUCCUCGCGAUCGUCGCCUUAUGAGCGACUUUCAGCGACGCCCAGCGACAUCGAGGAAAUCGUGCGAGAUUACUUUCCCACCAUAAUGACCAGAGAUCGCGCUGAUGUCAAUCGAUAUGGCACUACCCAUGUGUUGCCUGGGUCGCCAUUAUCAAGGCACCCCUCUCCUAUGAUGGCCAUAAAUUCAAUCCAGCUCCCACGGCCUGAGGCUGAGCUUAUACACCACUGGAAUACGUUCCUCUCCGGCAACAUGCUUUUGGUCGAUUCUCCGGGCAAUGCUUGUCGAACAGUGUUCUUGCCAAUGGCCCUCCAGGGACUUGAGGCUUCUCCCAAGGAACCAAGUAUACAUCUCUCUAUUCUUCACGCCAUCUGCGCUUCAUCCGCCUUCAGCCUUGCUCAUCUCCGCCAAGAUACACGGUAUCAAUCCCUGGCAACCCAUCACGAUCAACUUGCGAUUCGCCAUCUACGACACAACCUCGCCCGUGGUAUUCGGCUUGACGAGCCCACCCUGGCCGCUGUACUAAGCUGUAUCACAGCCGAAGCCAUGUCUGGACGCAGGCGUCGAUGGAGAGCGCAUGUCACCGGUGGACUGGCUCUCUUGGAGCACGAGAUUCGUGGAGGGUGGGUUCCCGGACCGGCUGCGUCUCGCCUGAUUCAAAGCUAUCUCUCACUGUCUGUGCUCUGCGCUUUGCCCGUGUCACCACACUUAAUGCCCCUUCUGGACGAUUCGCCGGAUCUGCGUCACUACCUAGAACUCAGCCACGGGAUCAAUGGGCCUCUCGUGCAGUUCAUAGCCUAUAUCACAUCCAUUGUCGACUCAAGAGCAUCAAUCCAUUCCGAGGAGCUGGAUCGCCUCGAGAUGCAACUCCACCAACACUCCUCACUACUCUCGAUAACAAGCGGGCCGGGUUCCACCCUUGUCCAACACGCGCUGAACUCCUUUUAUUUUGCUUCAAUCAUCUACUUCCGUCGCAACCUGCGACAUGCCUCCCCCUCUGACGUUCAAGACCUGGUGGAAAAGGCCGUGGAAGAGCUGGAGGCUGUCGAGACGAUCAGCAACGAAAGAGGAGGCUGCGCUUACAAUUGGGCCAACUUUGUUGUCGCUGCUGAAUGUGAGCGUGCGGACCUUCGAGCGCGAAUAGCCGCCUUCUUUGAUCGAAAGAGUCGACAUGGCAUACACAACAUCAAGGUGAUGAGCGAAGUGGUUCAAGAGCUGUGGCAAAGGCGGGACCAGGCCGUUGGCCAAGAUAUUCACUGGCAACAAAUCGCCCAGGAGGCGGAUUUCGACAUCAUGCUAUGUUGA
Molecule: messenger RNA, 1884 nt
Organism: Penicillium diatomitis
Lineage: Eukaryota; Fungi; Ascomycota; Eurotiomycetes; Eurotiales; Aspergillaceae
Product: Zn(II)2Cys6 transcription factor
Exons: 1
Coding region: 1-1884 (627 amino acids)
Biological process (GO): positive regulation of transcription by RNA polymerase II
Cellular component (GO): nucleus
Molecular function (GO): DNA-binding transcription factor activity, RNA polymerase II-specific; zinc ion binding; transcription cis-regulatory region binding
Source: RefSeq, a predicted model, not a curated record